AAUAUGACAGGAAAAUUCUGGUAUGUCAUUGUCAUUCUUGUCAAACAGUUGUCAAAUCAAAUCGCGUUGCUUCACUUGUGUUUUUCGUGAAUUCAUCUGAAUUUAUUUCUGUUAAUUACGGUGACAAGAGAAUAUUUUCAAAAUGAGCGGUUGCCCCUUCAAUGACGAGCAGCUGGCGCAGCUGAAGGCGUUCGUGGAGCUGUGCCGGUCGCAGCCGCAGGUGCUGCAGCACCCCAAGCUGUCCUUCUUCAAGGAUUACCUGACUUCCCUCGGAGUGUCCAUUCCGACGGCCACUUUUGGUUCCAAGAAUUUUACGGCACCCGGUGGUGAUAGUGCGGGCAACAACAAUGCGGCCGAGCCUUCCUCAACAUCGGAAGAAGAAUCUGAACCAGAGUCUGAUGUGGAACUUGACUUGGAAGGUAUCAUCGAAGAAGACAAGCUUGAUGACUCACAGAUCAUGGGAGACGCUUCAAAGGAGGAGAUCCCUGACGAGGAACGAGACCAAUCUGAUGAAAAGCGAUCUGAGGCCAUGCGGGCCUUCGCUGACCAGAAGUAUGAUGAGGCCGUCAAGUUGUACUCGGAGGCCAUCCAGCUGAACCCACAGAGUGCCUUGUUAUUUGCUAAGAGAGGACAGGUGUACCUGAAGAUGUCCCGUCCGAACGCGUGCAUCAAGGACUGCACGCGCGCGCUCGAGCUCAACUGCGACAGCGCCGCCGCGUACAAGUUCCGCGGACGCGCCUACAGGCUACUGGGCAAGUUCGAGGAAGCCUCCCACGACUUGUCCGAAUCUCUCAAGAUCGACUACGACGAGCAAGCCAACGAGUGGUUCGCGGAGGUGAAGCCCAACGCGGAGAAACUGCGGCAGCAUAAGCUCAGUGUGCAGAGGAAGCGGGAGGAGAAACAGCACCGCGACCGCGUCCGGCGCGCCCGCAAGGCUCAAGAAGCCCGCGCCCGCGCCGCCAAGGCUCAAGCUGAAGCCGCCCAGUCCGCCCCUAGAGGCUUCCCCAGCGGAUUCCCCGGAGCAGGUGCAGGGUUCCCGGGGGCUGGCGGGUUCCCGGGCGCGGGCGGGUUCCCGGGCGCCGGGGUGAACCCGAAGGACUUCAGCAAUCUGCUGUUUGAUCCGGAGAUUAUGGCUUCUAUUCAGGACCCAGAGGUCGCUGCGGCGUUCCAAGACGUGUCGGCCAACCCGGCCAACUUCGCCAAGUACCAGAACAACCCCAAGAUCGCGGCCGUCAUCGAGAAGCUGCAGAAUGUGCUGGGGAAGGGUGGCGCCGGCGGAGCGGGGCCUUUCGGAGGAGCGGGCGGCCCAGACGGCCCAAAGCCGCCAACGGAUGAUGACGUUGGCCUCGACUAAAUAUUAUCUACAAGCUAACUGUAUCCUGAAAAAUGCUAACUGUAUACUGAAGAAUGCUAACUGUAUCUACUAGCUACACAUUGUAUAUUGGAGUAUAGAUCACAUCUGAUCCCUGAGGCGGUUGUUUCAAGCAUUUUGUUUUUGAAAUUAUGAACAAAAAUUGCUAAUGUCGUCAUUGUAUCGUUCUAAAGAAACAGUUAUGAAUGACAAACCGACUGACUACAGUCGCAUUUUUACUGGCAAAAUGCUUAAAAUAUUCCUCUCAUAUUAAAUGAUAAUGGCACUAAUGUAGGUUAAAAAUAAUUAUGAAGACUAACAUCACUAAUUAAGUUGGUAACUUGUUGAGCAAAAAUCUUUCUGCAUUCUGGCUACAAUGUUGUUUUCGCACAUUUUUUGCCAAAGUUUCGGUUAUUCUAUAAGGAAUCUGUUGGAAUUAAAAAGGUUUACAAUCUAACUUUCCUAU
Messenger RNA from Plutella xylostella (diamondback moth), 1817 nucleotides. RefSeq names its product hsc70-interacting protein. The record is from RefSeq and is a predicted model, not a curated record. Lineage: Eukaryota; Metazoa; Arthropoda; Insecta; Lepidoptera; Plutellidae. Gene Ontology annotation, molecular function: protein dimerization activity; Hsp70 protein binding.